CGAGCGGAAGAUAAUGAAGUGUUGAAAGAUAAGUUCCGUAGUUUCUUAGAACAAUAUGAGCUCCGGGAAAAGCAUUUUAAUAGCGUCGUUCGAUCCAAAGAUUUGGAAUUGCAAUUAUAUGAAGCAAAGUUACAACAACAAAAACAAUUGACCGAACAAGAGACACUCAAAGUUAAUUCUUUGAAAAGCCAAGUGGAAACAUUUACUAAAACUGAGAUUGAGUUACGUAAACAACUCAACAUUUAUGUUGAUAAAUUUAAGCAAGUAGAGGAAACUUUAAAUAAAAGUAAUGAGCUUUUUAUGACUUUUCGUAAAGAAAUGGAACAGAUGACCAAAAAGACAAAGAAACUUGAAAAGGAAAAUUCGGCUAUAAAAGGAAAAUGUGAUACGAUGAAUAAAAAUAUUUUAGAAAUGGCGGAAGAGCGAACUAGAGAUCAAAAGACUAUUGAUGAUGCAAUGAAAAAACAAGCAAAAUUAGAAAAUCUGUGUAGAGCUUUACAGACUGAACGAACGGUUCUCGAGAAAAAACUGGAAUCUUUAAAGUAG
This is a messenger RNA of Dentiscutata heterogama, 546 nucleotides long. The record is from the annotation of a GenBank genome assembly. Lineage: Eukaryota; Fungi; Glomeromycota; Glomeromycetes; Diversisporales; Gigasporaceae.